Dalotia coriaria is the source of this 3628-nucleotide messenger RNA. RefSeq names its product endoplasmic reticulum transmembrane helix translocase. Gene Ontology annotation, molecular function: P-type ion transporter activity; ATP hydrolysis activity; ATP binding. The coding region runs from base 122 to 3583 and encodes 1153 amino acids. Gene Ontology annotation, cellular component: endoplasmic reticulum membrane. Gene Ontology annotation, biological process: intracellular calcium ion homeostasis; transmembrane transport. NCBI's taxonomy places the organism in Eukaryota, Metazoa, Arthropoda, Insecta, Coleoptera, Staphylinidae. The transcript has 7 exons. The record is from RefSeq and is a predicted model, not a curated record.
CAUCUGUCAACUUUACAAAACACGGAAAACACGUCAGGAUCCCAUCGGGCGCGUUGCAUUUCCCAGGUGUUUCAGGUUCACCGCGACUACAUCUCUCGAUGUGCUUCAAAACGCGCAAGAAAUGAAUUCCGCACCGAAAGUCGACGAUCUGGUGCAGUCGGUCGCCCUGUACACCGUCAAGAAGCUGCCCUUUCAUUUAUACAUCUAUCCGUUUGUCAUCAUUUACCUCGGCUGGCUGUACACAUGGAUCGGCUUGUACGGUUUCUGGGAGUUUUACGAGGGUGGAUUCGUUGGGGUUGCAGUAAUCGGCUGCGUGCAGAUCCUCGCAUGCCUGGGGUGCUAUUGGUCAGUGCAUGUUAACUGCUGGAUGACUUGUCGAAAGGAAGUGAAUAGUUCAGUGGCAACUGUUGCGAAAGUCAUUCCAACUGCAAACAAUGGAUCAUCAGAGUUAGUUGCUUUAAAACAUUCCAAAAAUGACCAAAUUUGGUUCGUAUUUCAAAAAACCAAAUACAUUUACGACCCUGACAAGAAAACCUUCAGAGGAAUUGAAUUCCCCAUCAAUGAGCCAUUCUCUAGCUACAUGAACUGCAAAGGUUAUCAAGAUGAUAAAGACAUUCAAGAAGCUGAAGAACAAUACGGCAAAAACGUCCUGGAUAUGGUCGUGCCCGAAUUCAUGGAGUUAUUCAUCGAACGCGCAACAGCGCCAUUUUUUGUGUUUCAAGUCUUCUGUGUUGCCCUCUGGUGCCUGGACAAAUACUGGUAUUACUCUAUCUUUACUCUUGUCAUGCUAGUCACGUUUGAAUGCACUUUGGUGCAUCAACAACUACGUAACAUGGCCGAAAUCCGCAAGAUGGGCAAUCGUCCAUUCAACAUCAACGUGUAUCGCAACCGCAAAUGGCGGCAACUGUCAUCACAAGAACUACUGCCGGGCGAUAUUGUGUCCAUCACAAGAUCUCAACUUGUCCCCUGUGAUGUGGUGUUGAUUCGUGGUCAAUGCAUUGUAGACGAAAGCAUGCUAACAGGUGAAUCAGUUCCGCAGAUGAAAGAACCCAUAGAAGACUGCGACAUGAAAAAAAUCUUGGAUCCUGACGCGGAUGGAAAACUACAUGUAUUAUACGGCGGUACAAAGGUCGUGCAAAACACACCUCCGUUAAAAGGUAGCGCUGGUUUGCGAGCUACAGAUAACGGGUGUGUUGCCUACGUUCUCCGCACAGGAUUCAAUACAUCACAGGGUAAACUCCUCCGCACGAUUUUGUUCGGUGUCAAACGCGUGACAGCGAAUAACCUGGAAACAUUCGGUUUUAUUAUCUUCCUGCUUGUGUUUGCGAUUGCUGCAGCUGUGUAUGUCUGGAUGAAAGGUUGUGAGGAUCCAGAACGCAAUCGGUACAAACUGUUUCUGGAAUGUACAUUGAUUUUAACAUCAGUUAUUCCACCAGAGUUACCGAUUGAGUUGUCUCUGGCUGUGAAUACCAGCUUAUUAGCAUUGAGUAAGUUCGGUGUGUAUUGUACAGAACCAUUUAGGAUUCCAUUCGCUGGAAAAGUAGAUAUUUGCUGUUUCGAUAAGACAGGUACCUUGACCAGUGAUAAUUUAGUAGUGGAAGGUGUUGCACUAGCGGAAAAAGAUUCAAAAGUAACACCAAUCUGCGAUAUUCCACUGGAAAGUGUACAAGUAUUGGCUUCUUGUCAUUCUUUAGCACAAUUAGACGAUGGUUUAGUGGGAGAUCCACUGGAAAAAGCUACUUUGACAGCUGUCGAUUGGAAUUUAACAAAAGGUGAUGCUGUAAUACCGAAAAAGGGCAAAGCUCAAGCCAUAAAAAUCCACCACCGUUUUCACUUCUCUUCAGCACUGAAACGCAUGUCCGUCAUCGCUGGCUACGUCAAUCAGGGAACAACCGAUACAAUUUACAUCGCAGCUGUGAAAGGCGCUCCGGAAACUCUUAAAUCAAUGUACAGCGAAUUACCAGCAUGCUACGACGAAGUGUAUCUUGAAUUAUCCCGUCGUGGAGCACGUGUUCUAGCUCUGGGAUUCAAAGAAAUCGGCCGGAGUACUCCACAAGAAAUCCGAGAACUAUCCCGGGAUCAAAUCGAGAAAGAUCUACGCUUUGCCGGGUUUGUAAUUAUUUCCUGCCCGUUGAAAACGGAUUCAAAGAAUGUUAUCAAAGAAAUUCUGCGUGCAUCACACCGUGUUGUUAUGAUAACCGGUGAUAAUCCACUAACAGCAUGCCAUGUGGGUAAAGAAUUGAAAUUUAAUCAAAAACCGAAGACUUUAAUCCUCACCGAGAUCGAUGACGAAUGGGUAUGGGAAUCAAUCGAUCAAAGUGAGCAUUUACCACUGAAACAUGCCGGAAUUACAGAUAAAUAUGACCUGUGUAUAACCGGCGAUAGUUUAAUGUAUCUACAAGAGAAUGAAAUUGAUUAUCUGCAGCAAAUCCUGCCACAGAUUUCGAUAUUCGCUCGAUUUGCACCUAAACAAAAAGAAUACGUUGUUGUCAUGUUGAAUAACUUAGGUUUCGGUACUUUGAUGUGUGGUGACGGUACGAAUGAUGUCGGUGCAUUGAAACACGCCAAUGUAGGCGUCGCCAUUUUGUCGAACGCGCCUGCAAAGAUGCCUGAAAAACCCAAACGUAGAGAUGCACGGGAUGUAAUCGCACAAGCGCAGGCGCAGAUACAAGCCGCGCCGCGUAACAAUCGCGCUGCAGCUAGAGAAAACUACGCUAAUCAAGUCGAAAAAUUAAUGAAGGAAAUGGAAGAAAUGGAAGCUACUUAUGUCCGCUUGGGAGAUGCUAGUAUCGCAUCACCAUUCACUAGUAAAUUAUCAUCUAUUCUUUGUAUUUGUCAUAUUAUCAAGCAGGGCAGGUGUACUUUAGUUACAACACUGCAAAUGUUUAAAAUCUUAGCGCUGAAUGCGUUGAUUUUGGCAUACACACAGUCUGUUUUGUACCUGGAUGAUAUCAAAUUGAGAGAUGGGCAAGCAACAGUGCAGGGAUUACUUCUAGCUGGAUGUUUCUUGUUUAUAUCGAGAUCAAGACCGGUUGAAGUCUUGUCGAAACAACGUCCGCUUCCAAAUAUAUUUAAUUUGUACACCAUUUUGACUGUGCUGCUGCAAUUCGCCGUGCAUUUCGUGUGUUUGAUAUUUUUGGUGCAGGAAGCCAAGUUGCGCGCGCCGCCUGAGUUGCUGAUCAAACCAAAAACUAACCUAACCAUGGAGGAGGAAGACGAGUUGUUUAAACCUAAUAUCGUGAAUAGCACUGUGUACAUAAUUUCAAUGGCGCUGCAAAUUGCUACAUUUGCUAUAAACUACAGAGGUAUGCCAUACAUGGAGAGCCUCAAGUCAAACAAACCUCUGCUCUACAGCAUUUUGGGUUCCUCAGCGGUUGUAUUAGCACUCACACUUGGUGUGAUGCCCGAAAUUUCCGAACAGUUAGAAAUUAUUUCAUUCCCGGACGAGUUUAAAUUAGUGUUGAUGCAAGUUUUAUUCGCCGAUUUCUUCUUUUCCUUCCUGGUGGACCGCACGUGUCUCUGGAUAUGCGGCGAGGGACGCCUAUCGAAAGUAUUGGAACAAAAGUCGACAGAGUUAAAUUAGCUGUGUUAAUGUUUUUGUAUGGAUAAAAUUUGUGUGGUGUUGAAA